Molecule: messenger RNA, 8237 nt
Organism: Biomphalaria glabrata
Lineage: Eukaryota; Metazoa; Mollusca; Gastropoda; Planorbidae
Product: BMP-2-inducible protein kinase-like
Exons: 19
Coding region: 95-4537 (1480 amino acids)
Biological process (GO): protein phosphorylation
Molecular function (GO): ATP binding; protein kinase activity
Source: RefSeq, a predicted model, not a curated record
UAUUCGCUGUCGCGCAUCGUCUAUGAGUAAUUUGGUGAAAAAUGGACUUUUUUGUUUAGAAACUUUUAACCCUUAAUGGUUAAAGAGCCACAUAAUGAAAAAACUAUUUGGUUCCAACCAACAGAACCCUUUUAUAGGGAAAACAUUUCAGAUAGGUCGAUAUUCUGUUGUUGUAGAUGAUGUUAUAGCAGAAGGUGGUUUUGCAAUUGUUUUCUUGGUCAAACUUCCAAACCGAAGUCGACUUGCCCUUAAACGGAUGUAUGUAAACAAUGACCGUGAUUUGGCAGUUUGUCAGAAAGAGAUUAAAAUAAUGAAAGAUCUGAGUGGCCACAAAAACACUAUUCGAUACAUAGAGUCCAGUAUCAAUGUAACUCAGAAUAGAGUUUAUGAAGUCUUAAUACUCAUGCAGUUCUGCAGGGGGUCAGUUAUUCAAGAAAUGAAUGAUAGAAUAGACUCUGGUUUCUCAGAAAAAGAAAUACUUAAAAUAUUUUGUGAUGUGUGUGAAGCAGUGUCAAGGCUUCAUCACUGUCAAACACCAAUCAUUCAUAGAGAUUUAAAAGUUGAAAACAUACUUCUUGGAGAAGCAGGAAACUAUGUCUUGUGUGAUUUUGGAAGUGCAACAGGGCGUGUGAUGGAUCCUUCACAACAGAAAAUUACAGCAAUAGAAGAAGAAAUUCAAAAAUAUACAACAUUAUCAUAUAGAGCUCCAGAAAUGAUAGAUCUUUAUGGUGGAACACCAAUCACAACUAAAGCUGACAUUUGGGCUUUGGGUUGUCUCCUGUACAAACUGUGUUUUUUUACUCUUCCAUUUGGUGAAAGCUCACUAGCAAUACAAAGUGUGAACUACACAAUUCCUGAUUCAUGUAGAUUUUCAAAUGGGCUGAUGUCAUUAAUAGCUUUUAUGCUACAAAAAGAUCCAGCAAAAAGACCAGAUAUUUUUCAAGUUUCAUCUGUUGCUUUCCAUUUAGCUGGUAGAGCUAAUCCCGUUCCAAAUAUGAAUUCCUCACCAGUGCCUGAUAUUAAAAGCUUACCACUCCCAUUGACAGAAUCUGAAGCAAAGCAGAUGAAAUCAACAGGGCAGAAGAACCCUGCAGCUGUGAUAGUAGAAAGUACAACAGUAGCACCUAGACAGAGGCCAAAAGGUCAGGCAGCACCUACAUCUGCAACCCUGGGACUUCCUAUACAGACAACUAUUGCACCUAGGCGGCGCCCCACUGCUAGCAAUCCUAAUACUCCAGUUGUUGAUGUAGGCCCACCACCAACAACGUCACCACCAUAUGCUGCUCCCGCUGCUGUUCCUGCAUCGCCCAUGUAUAGCAUGGUGCCUCAGCAAGUUUCCACUGUUGCAAACUUUCCCCAUGGAAGCAUGAACACAUCCAAUCAGUCUUUCUAUGCCCAUCAGUCCUUUUCACAGCCGAUGGGUAUGUACCAGAUGUAUCCAAAUCCAUUGGCACAGCCACUAUUUAACCAGCAAGCUCCACUAACACAAAGUACCAGUUACAACCACGCCCUGAAUGAAAGGGGAGGAUCUGGGGAAAGACUAGUCACUAGUGUUUCAAGCAAUGAGGUGAAGACAGCUCAGUUAAUAAGCAUUGAUGAUGAUAUAAUAGAGGAUACAUCAAAAUCUGACCCAAACCUUGCAACCCAGAGUGACACAACUUUUAAACGUCCAUUUGUUCCUCAAAAUAGAAUUCCAAGCUUAGACCCUGGCUCAUCGCCUUCACUUUUACUUAAUCCUCCUGUGGAUAACAGGGUAAAUCGUCACAGGCGCAACGUCAGUGAUACUUCCUUUCUCACUAUGGGUGGUAAAGGCAGUGCUUUCAGAGCAUACCAUGGAAAUCAACUGUCUACAACCAAUGAGGCCAAAUCAAAGUCUGCCACCAACACACCCAUCAAUUCCCCACCUCCACUAGGUUCUCAAAAGUUUACAAGGCCUCUCUCAGCUGAUCUAGUUGAAUGGAAUCCAUUUGAGGACAAUUUUAAUGCUGAAACAGAUGAUAUGAUGUUUGGUGAGGAGUUUGAUAAAAUUAGGCGAGGUUCUAACACAAGCAUUUCCAAUGUAAAAAGUCGCGAAGAUCUUGUGAUGUCCGGCUCUGACUCGUCAGACCCGUUUUGUAAUGCUCCAUUCAAAAAAGCUGUUGCACGUAAAAAAAUAUCAUUGGAUGGAUCCUCAAGUGACAGUGGCUCAGAUAAUAGAGUUAAUACCAAGACAACUGAAAAAGUCAAACUCCAAUCUGCAGCUCUUUCUGACACUCUGGCUGCUGCUGAGCAAGGCUCAGAAACUCGUUCAAGGGAUUUCCUAGGCACUGGUCAGCUGCGGGCAGCGUUGGGCAGAACUAAGUAUUCCCAGCUGAUUGAUUCAGAUGAAACAGAUGAUGUUUAUGAUGGUAGAAACAAAGAGAAUGUGCCAAUUUUUGGACAAGAGGGAACAAAGGCUGCUGUGUAUGAUGAUGGUCAUCAGCUUAAUCUAGUAAGUGCAGCUAUAAGUAAACUUGAGCCAAGAGGUCGCAAAGAGUCUAGCUCUUCUUAUGCUGAGGAGGAUCACCCGUCACUGAAAACCCAGCAGGCCAACAACUUUGACUAUCAAGAGCUGGAUGAUGAGUUUGGUUCAAGGCCAGUGGAUCUGGCUGUGUCUGUUGCAAUCAAGUCAGGAAGCAAUGAAGCUGACAGUGUCAAUGUUAAGUAUGUUACUGGGGCAGACAGAAUAGUUGGCCAUGAAUAUGGUGUAAAGCCAUUGUUGGAUGAUGAUGAACUUCAGGAUGCUUAUGUAGGUCAGGCCCAAGGAUGGCCACAGGCACACAAUGUUCCUAACCCAGUGCAAUAUUACUUCCCAAACCAGCAAGGAUUAUCCAAUGCCGGUCACACAGCAAUGGAACAGAAUGGUGCCAGACAGCUCACUGAAAAAUCUUUUGGCUAUCUGAAGGAUCAAAUCACUUUAGCUUGUGAGCCAGCAGAGGCUGAUGUUGAUCAUUCUGCAAUGACCACAUCGUCAUCAGUCAUAUCACCAGAACUUGAAAGUGGUUUUGAUGUUUUCUCAGCAGCACCGUUUAAGCCUAAAUCAUCUAAAACAUCAACCCCAGCAUCUGUUCAAGCUUCAGGGACAUCUUCUAUCAACUCAACAUCAACUGAUGUAUUUGAUAGUGCCCCUUUCAAGUAUAAGCCUGUCAAAAGCAAUACAUCAUCUACAGUGACUAGUCCUGGAAGUUCCACCUCAAUAACAGCUACCUCUGGUGAUUUUCUGGUAUCUAAAAAAACAGAUCAAGCUGACAUUUUCGGUAGUACACCAUUUCACACCUCUCAUAGUAAUAUCUCUUCCGGGCCAUCUUCCAGCACUGUGUCACUCUCAAUGGAGGACAUCAUGUACAUCAAGACUCCAGAUGAAGCACAGCCAGGUAGUCUUCAACAGUUAAGUGGUUGUUCUAACAGUGUCAGCAGUGACUACUUGUCCAGUCAACAGAUAGGCAGAAACUAUGAAUACCCAAAACAAAAUGACACCUUAACUAUGUCUGGUCAUGCCGAGCUGGAAAGUAUAAUCAGCAAUAUUCCUGAAGAUCCUUUUGGAGCUGUGCCUCUAAACAAAGCAAUGAAGCGUUCCAUGAAGAAAGGAAGCAUUAACCCACUUCCCAUGCCAUCUUCUGCUGCCAGUACCAUUCCUGCAAAAGUGGUUUUGAAUCCUGUUGGCAUGACAGGUCCAAAUACUGAUUACAUGGGCACCAGAAAAAAUGAUAUAGUUAUUAACAACCAGGGUCAGCAUUACAUUGGUGGAGUGUCACAGGAGAGUCAGCAUCCCAAUAACAUGUCAUACAAUGCGCAAUACAGACAUAUUUCCAUGUCCCACACAAACCCAACAUGGAAUACACAAACACAGCAUUUUUUACCAAUGGCACAAUCACAUAAUAAUAACCAGCCCAACAUCCAGAAGUCUGUCUUGGAAAGCGUAUCACAGAGUAAGCCCAAUUCCCAACAGACUCAGAAAAUUAGCCAUCCUAUUGUCCCACAGGCAAGUCAUCAGGACAUGAGACACUCCCAUGCUUUUCAACACCACAUGUUUAAUCAAACUGUUGUUAGGCCUGCCCCUCCUACAACUAGGCCCAAUAUUCAACGUCCUGGAGAUCUUCCUGUUGCAUCUUCCGUGCAACUGGUAGGCACAUCAACGUGGACUUCAGCUCACCAAGAUGAAGCAGAGUGGGAAGCACCAGACGAGUUUGAUGAUGAAGGAAGAUACCAAAGGCUGAAGGUAAAAGGUCCAAACAGUAAGAGAUCAAGCAGGGAGGUCAGCUCAUCAGGUUUUGCCAAUAUGAGCUUUAAUGAUGAGGAUGAAUUUAACCAAGACUCACUGCCCAGAGACUCACCAUCCAUGGGUACAGCAGUCUCAAUUCAGAAUAUGUACAGAACUGAAACUUCUCCUACUGGGGGAGAAAUAGUUGGCAGGGCCACCAUCGUUGUACCAGCUACAGCCUUCGAUACUGGAACUUGGCCUCGUAAGCAUAAAAGGCACCAGGUCAAAGCCGAACCCUUCUCAGUUACGAAAAAAUAAAAGUCUAUCCUUAUUUUUCCUUCUAAAACUGGUUGUAACAAUAAAACUGUUUGAUUUAUCAAUGAAACUUAGGAAAGGGUGUAUUGUUAUUAAGAUAAGUUUGUUUUUGUGUGUAUAUUGUGUGCUAAAAAUUUAUUAUAAAUGGAUUAGCCUCUGACAUAGAGAUAUAAAAGUGAGUUUGUUAAUAAUUGCCAUUAUUUUGCAAUCAAUAGUCUUUAGAAAAUCAUCUUUAAAUGUUAGAUAAUUAGGGUUGUAGUAAUUGGAGCAAUUUGUGUCUUAUUCAGUAUAACUAUUGUUGUUUGAUGUAAAUUAUUGGGAAAUUCAAUUUCCCACAUUAUUUGCAGUGUUUUUGUUUUCUAGUUAAUGGACACCGUGAUAUGUUUUGAAUAUUAUGUGAUUAAGAAGUUUUGGACAGCAAUGAGGUGUCCUGUCAUCUUCUUCAAUUUGAUUGUUUAUUAUUAUAAUUUUUAUUAUUGUUCCCUUCUUUAAGAAAAAAAAAGAUAUUUUGCCAUAAUUUUAAGCUCUAUUUACACACAACUCACAAUCAUUUGUGUCAUUAAUGAGAAAGUGCUGCCACAAUAGUUUCGUGUGGAGGCCCAUGGAAACAGGUUUUAUAUUGAUUUGUUUCACUUAUUUAUUCCAAAAAAAAAUUACUGGUCACAAUAAUUUUGUUAUCCAAACUAAGUACUUGUUUUUUUUAAUCCCUCUUCCAAUUAAUUCUAUCCAGCUUAGACAAUUUUUACUUGAUCUUUGGGUGCCUCUUACAUUUUAAAGCAAGAAUUGUGCAAUAGAAUUGAAUGGUUUUUAAACUUUGUUCUCUUUAUAAUUGUCAUCCAGGUUGAUGAAGAAUUUCUGUUAAACCUAAAUAGUUAAUGGUAUAGGCUAGAGUAAACUGUAGCACAGGGGAAAAUAGCAAAGUUAAAAAAUAAUUAAAAUAUUAGGUCUAAAGAAGAUUUGUAUUGUUAUUUUAGUAAAGCAAUUUACCUUAUUGUUUGGACUUUUUAAUUUAUUUUUAAAUGCUGUAUUGUUGCAUUAAAGUAUAAUGUAGAUCAUUUUUUUUGUAUGCAGAAUAAGCACAUCUAUAGUUGCUUACUAACCCUAUAUAGACAUUAGGAACAAGAAAGAUUUCAUGAAUCUGUAAGCAAUGACCAUACUUAAAGGUUGUGACUUUGUAUUUAUUGCUAACUUAAAUUUUACUUUUUUUGUUUGUCAUCUUUCCUUUCACGUCCCAAAUAGAAGGUAUAGCCCUAGAAAUUUACUUCAUUCAGUAGAAUAUAUAUAUAUUUUGUAACUUAAGGAAAUAUUUUAGGUAACCAAAAUGCUUUUGUUUUUGUUACAGUUACAUGAAAUUUGUAUGAAUCAAUGUGUCAUGCGUUAGGUUCCAAUGUUAGCUACUUUGUAUGUUAACAAGCAACCCACUGCAUACAUAUAAUCUAGAAGUUUUUGUUACAUUACAUCAGCUGCAAAUGUUCAUUCCAAUUUACAUUUUUUUUUUUUUAGAGUAUCUAUAAAAAGCUUUACAUUAUUAACAUCUUAAUUCUCUCAUACUUCUUGUAGAAACUGAACUUUUGUUGUUGUUGUUUUUUUUUUUAUGGAACUACUGAUUGGUUAAUAGCAUAUAUCUGUCUUUCAUUAUCCUUUACCUUGUUUUGGUCCAAGUUUUAAUUGAAAUUGAUAUAUGAUACAAAAAUCUAGGGUUAAAGUUAAAUAUAAUUUUUUUUUUGUUUAAGUAUAUUGGGUGUAUUCAUGAUUUACUUGUUGAUUCAUUCUAGUUGAUUUGUAUUUUUUUUAUCAAUUUGUUUAAAUAUGAUUUGCUCUAGUCUGAUAAGAAAUUUAAGUUUUAAUGGUUUGGUGUGGAUGUUUUUACUAGAGGCAUAAUCCACAACUUUUUCACACAUACACAUUAACCAUUGUUCACCCUUAUUAGCUGAAAGUUGUCUCUUGAGUUUGUCUUUGUUGGAUCAAUGGAUUACUAUGAUAUUUACAGAAUCAAAAGCAAGGAUUUCUUUCAUUGUUUAUGAAAUCAAAGUAAAAUAUGAACCUACUUAGCAUGGAACAAUUCUAAAAAGUGGGACAGUUUAGAGAAGAAGGUUUUAUCACUAGGUGGAAGAAAAGGCACUGGCAAAUGUAUAAAAUGUACAUGCACCCAGGACAUUCAAUGCAAACUGUCAUAUCUGCUUGAUUGAUUGAAAAAAAAAAAAAGCAGUGUUAGUGAGACUGAUGAAACCUUUGUGAAUUGGUUGGAUUAGGUGCAAAAACUCCAUGUACAGAUUUCACACCCAAAUGAUCUUAUUUCUCAUGCUGCAUAUUCAUAUUGGUAAGCAGUCAGUGAACAAACAAACAUUUUUUCUUAGCAAUAUUUUGAUAUUUCUGCAGUUUUGGUAUGCCUUGAAUAGGUCCAUUCAAAAAUUUUCCCAUGACAUCUUAACCUUGAAAAUUUCAGUGAUCUAAAGAUAUUGUUAAAAUUUUAGUCAGUUCUAUCAAAAUACAAAAUAAGGUAAGGCUGCCAUAACUGUAAAGGAUUAUUUUAUAUUUUUCUUUAAAAAAUCUAUAAUAUAUUCAGGGAUGUGUGUGGAGAAGUAUAAAAAUAAAAGGAUAUUAUGGACUACAGAGAGAAGGGAAGAUGCUUUAAUCAUUUGUCUGUUGAGUACUGAGGACAAGACCAUGCAGUCUAAUUCUAUGUGUUUUAAUCUAGUAUUUAUAUUGAUGAAAUAAAAAUUACAAUUCAAUGCUAUACAAUCUUGAUUUAUUCAUUUGCAUUCAGACCAGUUGCCAAAACUAAUUAAUGAGCUGUCAAUUCAAAGCUUUACUUUUAUUCACCUAAAGUGUCAUUUCUUUUUAAAAUCCUAUGAAUGAAAAAUUCCAUAAGAAUACAAAUGAAUGGUGAUAGUGCCUACAUUCAUUGGUGCUACAGAUGUAUUUCAUAGUGACACUUGAGGUAGAGAUUUUUUGUUGGAGACAAUAGAAUGUUAUAUGAUUCAAUAUUUUUUCUGGUGCUAAAAACAAUGAGUGCAGAUGUCUGUUUCUCAAAGCCUGGUUUGUUACAUAAUUUAUAAAAUUUCAGAACAGAUUACUUUCCUUGACCACUUUUUUUUUUGUUAAUCCUUAAAAGCUGAAGAAAUAUUCUUGUAGAACCUGGAAGCUUUUAGAAUUUGUGUUUACAUGAGAUAAAAUGUGACUCUUAUACUACCCAUCUGGUGGCACCUGUUUAUACUGUUCAAUGAUUUUAAACAAAUCCAGUUAUAUUAUUUUCAGCUGUUAAUGGUAGAUUUACCAUUUUUUGCUUUUGUUCACUUUUUAUAUCUGUGAUGAUAGUAAAUAUUUCUUGAAAGGUUAUUUGUAUUUCACCAAUUUUUUUGUGCGUGUAUAUAAAUGAAGAUAUUUAAAGACUUGUAGAUCAUGCUAUGUUUUACAUUAUUAUAUGCUCUCUGCCCUGAUACAUUCUGGGUAAAGGUAUACAAUUACAAAUGCAUCAGCAUCUCUCUGUGUGUACUGUUGUCCAAUUUUUUAAGUUAUCCAUUCCAUUUUGAUGUAACCUGUUUGCUUUGAUAUUUUCACUCACAGACUAGAUGGACUUGCAGAAAACUGCUGGAGUGGCAUAUUUAGAGUAAUUAUGUUAUAAUACUGUCAUAACUUAGGUGAGAUGGAUUGUGUGACUGUUAUUUUAAUUCAAUAAUUAAAUUAGAUAUGUUUCAUCACA